This is a messenger RNA of Talpa occidentalis (Iberian mole), 2847 nucleotides long. It is a transcript of the gene KLHDC7B, whose product is annotated as kelch domain containing 7B. NCBI's taxonomy places the organism in Eukaryota, Metazoa, Chordata, Mammalia, Eulipotyphla, Talpidae. The transcript is spliced from 3 exons. Bases 1 to 2847 code for a protein of 948 amino acids. Gene Ontology annotation, molecular function: protein binding. The record is from RefSeq and is a predicted model, not a curated record.
AUGGCCCAGGGCGGAGCAGCGGCCGCCAGCCCCGGCUGGAGCUGGGCCGGGGCCGGGGCCGGGGCCGGGGCCGACGACUGGGCGCUGACCCUGCUGGCGCUGGCUGUGGUGGCCGCCACGGCGCUGGCCUUGCAUUGGUUUGGCUCCAGACAGGACCCGGAGGCAGCGGGGCCGGCGUCUGCGGUGCCCGGCACCGGGCUUUCUCGGGCGGGAGGAACCGGGCCCGCCCUGCUCCCCGGGGCCGAGGUCAGUGGUGGUGGCCAGGGGCGAGGCUCAGGGCAGGGGGGCACAGGGGAUGCGGGACACGCGCAGGCUGCCGCAGGGGCCUGCGCUCAGGCGUCCCCGGGAGGCCUCGCUGCCCCCGCUGCCCCUCCACUGGAGACCCCCCGUGAGGUGGCCUGCGGGGGGCCCUUGGGACAGCAGCGUGGCCACACCCCCGAGGCCCCCCCAAGUAAAGGAAGGGAGCCUCUGAGGGCAGGCAGCAGCAAAGUCGGGGGGACGUCUGCGGCCCUCCUCAUACACUUCACCCCGCAGAGUCCCGGCAGAGAAGAGGAGGUUCGAGCGAAGGCGGGAGGCCUCCGAGCCCAGGUCCCGGUGCCCCGGGGCCUCACAGGGCAAGACUCCAGCCCCUGGAAACAAGGCUCGAGGCCACCCAGCUCCCUGGGGAGAGGCCCCGGCGGCCCCCCCCAGGCGAACCACGGCUCAGGGCACAGUGUCUACCGCCCCCCAAAACUGGACCACCUGCGCUUGGGCACCGUGGUGAGCGUGUGGGACACGGUGGAUGCUGCCAGUGGCCUCUGGGCCACCCCCGUGAGGCCCAGCGCGCAGGCCGGGGCCCUUGGGGAUGGCUCAGAGGGGGGGCUCAGGAAGGGCAGCUCCCCAACAGCCUCAGUCCUAGCACUGGGCUCAGCGGUAGAUGGAGGCAAAAGUGGGGAGACUGGGCCCCCAGCCUUCAGGGAGUCUCGGGGCUCCCCAGGGUCCGUGGAAGGCUGGCCGUGGGCCAGGAGGGAGGUCCUCGUCACCGGGAGCUUCAGCCAAGCCUCAGACGCCACACGCUCUUGGCCAGAGGCGCGGCAGUGGGGACAUUCCCCCCUGUCCCAGGGGUGGGGGGCCACGGAGGGUGGGGCUGCUGUCAGCAUGGGGCGCGGCACGGCAGAGGAGCCAGGCGGCCACCGCACCCCAGAAGAGAGAGGAUCCGGGCAAGGCCAGGGGGAUCCCGGCAGCAGCCGGCAGCCUGCGGAGUACCCCCAGCCGCUGGGCUCCCCGCCCACAGCCCCUCGACCAUCAGGUGCCUUCCCCGCAGCCCCCACACUCCCGGCCUCCUCUUCAGACUUGCCGCCUUCUUGGGUUCCUCCUGAGUGCGGAAACCUCGGGCCCUGCGAGCCCACAGCACCCUCCCGCGCCUCCAAGAGGGACUCACAGCCGGUCCCCCGGCCACGGAAACGCAGCCCGGGCGAGGCCGUGGAGAGCGCUCAGGGGGUCCACCCGGCGGCCCCGGAGCGCAGCCCCCGAGAGCGGAGCCCCGGGGAGCGGAGCCCCGGAGCGGCGCGGGGGGCGCGGCGCGGGGCGCGGCCCACCGAGGCGCAGCUGGAGGCCCGCAGACUCCUGGCGUUCCUGCAGAGGCCGGGCAGCUGGGGCGCGCCGGAGGGCGCGGGGAGGCCCAGCGCGCGGGCCCCGGAGCCGGCGGCGUUGGCGGCUUGGCGGCAGCGGCUGGACCUGGGCAGCUGCCCCGACGCGCUGGCCUUCGCGCGGCGGCACGGGGAGCCGGGGCUGGCGCGCGCCGCGUACGCGCUGCUGAGCGACCACCUGCUGCGCGCGCUGGGCCAGCCCGGCCUCUACCGGCGCCUGAGCGCGGCCGAGCGCCAGCGCGUGCUGAGCCUGCGCACCGGCCGCGGCCCCGCGGUGCUGGGCGUCCUCGCGCUGCCCGGCCUCUACCAGGCCGGCCGCCCGGGGCCCGCCCGGGGCCCGCCGGCGGCCCCGCCCGCGCCCCGCGCGCCCCGCCCGCACCUGCACGUGCUCGACCCGCGCGAGAACGCGUGGCGGCCCCUGGCGCCGGUGCCGGACGAGGCGCCGCUGCGGGGCUGCGGCCUCUGCACCAUGCACAACUACCUGUUCCUGGCGGGCGGCGUGCGCGGCUCCGGCGCCCGGGCCGUCUGCUCCAACCGCGUCUUCUGCUACAACCCGCUGACCAACGCCUGGGGCCAGGUGCGGCCCAUGCGGCAGGCCCGCGCGCAGCUCAAGCUGGUGGCCCUGGACGGGCAGCUGUACGCCAUCGGCGGCGAGUGCCUGUACAGCGUGGAGCGCUACGACCCGCGCGCCGACGCCUGGGCCGCGCGCGCGCCGCUCCCGGCCGGCACCUUCCCCGUGGCGCACGAGGCGGUGGCCUGCCGCGGGGACAUCUACGUGACCGGGGGCCACCUCUUCUGCCGCCUGCUCCGGUACCGCCCCGAGCAGGACGCCUGGGACGAGCGCCCCUACAGCGCCGGCCACCGGCGCUCCAGCGACAUGGUGGCGCUCGGGGCCUUCCUGUACCGCUUCGACCUGCUGCGCGGCGUGGGCGCCGCCGUGACGCGCUACAACACGGUGACCGGCUCCUGGAGCCGCGCGGCCUCCCUGCCCCUGCCGCGGCCCCUGCCGCUGCGCUGCGCCGUGCUGGGCGACACCAUUUACUGCCUCAACCAGCAGGUCACCGCCACCCUCGUGGUCUGCGAGGGGACCGCCCGGUUCCAGGCCAAGGGGCUGCAGCCCUUCCCCCUGGGCAGCAAGGACGUCCUCUGCCCCUUCACCCUGACUCUGCCCGCGGCCGACCCGCAGCAGAUCGCCCUGGGAGCCGGCGGGCGGGGCUGA